UCACAGCUUGAGAAAUGUAACCGCAAAGUCCGUUUCUGUUAUUUACUUGUCCGCGUUUUAGUCAGUAGUUUUUGACAAGAGUUAUCUUUCGUAACCUACUGGCAUGUGCGCAGUGCAAAAUUACUUUCAACUUCUUUCCUAGGCAUCUUCGUGGCCCCAUGGUGUAAGUCUUAAAUAUAUUUCAUAGCUUAGUAAAGAAUACUGUUUAAUCUUUGUUUCUAGACAUAAAUGUGCAAUGAUGAUGCAUUAUAUCUACUUCAAAAUGUAAACUUGAAUCUCAAGCUUUGAGGCCAUGCUUGUUGUUGUGCAGAAUUCUUCAUGUAAAUUUACUUGUAGUCAAAUAUUACCGGUUGUUGUUCAGUAAUGGUCAACAUGUUGAUGUUUAAAAGUUGAAACACUAUUUAAACUGUGUCUCUCGUGAGAUGUUUAGUAAAUCUUUUAAUUCGGUGUAUUUCUUGAGAAGCUUGAUAUUCAAGGGAGAUAGUACUUGCUUAACCCUGUCCGUGGGAUUUGGUCUUGCAGAAGUUGCCUCCCUUGCAUCGUUAUUAACCAUCUAGCUUUAUUAUUUGUAUUUAAACAGAUCUUGUAAUGGGAUUUACUUGUAAUUUGAGUAAAGAUUAUUUGAUCUGUUGUUCUUAGCCCUUAAUGUGUUAGAUUAUUGUUUAGUAUGAUGUUCAUUUACAAUUAACAGUAAAUGGAUUUAAUAUUGAAUAGAAAGUAGUAGAUGAUGCUUUUGCAGUGUGCUGUGGAUUUAUGUUGUAAACAGGAUAGAUCUCAGUUUAGUGUUCAUUUAAUACUAGAAUAUGGGAUCUCAUCUGUUCACUUAUAACAUUUAGACGGUUAUUACUUAUUCUAACACAGUGGGGGCUAACGGCAGCACAUUUCCAUUUUCUUUUACCUGAGUGGUAAUUCCAGUGUUUGUAUUUUCAGCUUUUUACUAUAUGAAUAAAGACUAUCUGUGGAACCAUCGUUGACAUUAAUGCAGUCAAAACUCGGUGACAGAACAGUAAAAAGACCACGACCUAACCACAGCAGCGAUGUCGUUCAGAAGCGAGCAGGACAAGGGAGAGGACCAAGGCAGUCUAACCCAGGAACAAGGUCUAGAGGAAGUAGAAACAUCUGAAAGAAGAUUAAGAAAAUUGACUGAAAAAGGAGAAGAAUUGUUUGAAACAAAUAAAAAUAAAUAUGUAAACAAACUAUCACAAAUCAAAGAAAACAUCAAAGAAAUAAUUAGAUUACUGGCUGAAAAACCUGACGCGGAGAGAACUGUAAUACUUCAAUAUAGAUAUCAGCUAUCAGAAUUCAGAUCAGCAUAUGAGACCGAAUCAAAUAAGUACAUUCAGUUUUUAAUAAGCACAAAUACAGAGGACAGUUUGAGGGAGAAAGAAGCUGAGAUAAAGAUUCGCGGACACUUGGUAGACAAUGUUGAACAAGUUAUGGAAGAAAUAAAAUUCUCCAUCCAACAACAACGUUGGGAGAUAGAAUCCGCACGGUCUUCAGAUAGCCAUACUUCUAGUGUUAAAUCUAAUGUGAGUUCAAGACUAGCUAAGCAAAAAGCAAAAUCAGAAGCUGCAAAGGCAACAUUAGCAUUUAAGAAAAGACAAAUAGAAAUUAUUAAACAGAAAGCAGUGUUAGAGGAAGAACAAAUUAGAACCAGGGCAGCUGCUGAAAGAAGGAAAACAGAACUUGAAGCAGAUAUAGAACUGUUAGAUCAAGAGAAAGACGCCUUUGUGUCCAAAGUAGAGUAUGAUACUUAUAGAACUGAAAUUGAAAAAAAUGGCCCUAGUGAACAUAAUGCAACUUUUGUGAAGUUUCCGGUUAUGGACAAAACUGACCAGACAGAGAAAUAUGUUCAAGAACUUUCACGCGCCGAAACCCAUCAUCUAAAGCCGAAUGCGAUCGAUGCGAUCGACACAGAUAAGAUACCAGUGAAACAUGAAGUGAUAAAAAACAAUCAUACAGUUUUCAAUCCUAAUUCGCCUCCAUUUGUACCUGCAGGGCAAGAUUUGGCGAGAUAUCUGAUGAAAAAAGAUCUAAUGGUUCAAAGACUAAGCAAGUUUGAUGAUUGUCCCGAAAACUUUUCAGUGUGGAGAUCUACUUUCCGUUCUGUGGUUGAUGAACUAUGUCUCAAUCCCUCAGAAGAAUUCGAUCUUCUUCUGAAAUGGCUAGGACCAGAGUCGAGAAAAAGUGCCGUGAGUCUUCGCGCAGCAAACACUAAUGACCCCGCUAAAGGCAUAGAAAGACAUUGGUAUAGGUUGCAUGAAAGAUAUGGUUCACCAGAGAUGGUGGAGUUUGCUUUGAAGAAGAAAUUAGAGAAGUUUCCGAGGUUAGGCAACAGAGACAAUAAGAGAUUAUUUGAAUUGUCCGACAUUCUUUCAGAAAUAGAGUCGUGCAUGGAUGACCCAAGGUAUAGUGUGCUUCUCAGCUACUUCAACUCCUCAUCUGGCGUGUUGCCUAUUGUGACGAAGCUGCCGUACCACCUCCAAAGCAAGUGGAUGUCGCAAGCUACGAGAUAUAAAAAGGGGCAUGAUGUGACAUUUCCUCCUUUUUCCGUAUUCUGUGAGUUUGUCCGAGAAAUGAGUUCUAUGUUGAAUGACCCAGGGCUCGCAAUUUCUACAGAUACAAGAGACACCGGAGACAAAAAAGGUUUCAAGGCUAGCAGUGCUGUGGCAAGUGUUUCCAGGCAAGUCGCUGUGAAUGUUAGGAAGACCGAUGUUAAAGAAUCCGAGUCUACGCAGAAAUUUGUAUCUCCAGUGAACUGCCCAAUACACAACAUGAGACAUUCGCUAAACCAGUGUAGAACUUUCAAAAACAAGACUAUGGCAGACAGAAAGAAAUUCCUACGUGAAAAUAGAAUGUGUUAUAAAUGCUGUGAGACUGACACUCAUAUUUUUAAGAACUGCACAGCUUCAGUUAAAUGUGAAAUUUGUGGCAGUGAACGCCAUCCAGCUGCUCUUCAUCCUGAUGAACGCCAGGCAGAAAGAAACCAGUCACCCUACAAAGCUCAUGGCAGGGAGGCGCAGGAUGAACGCCAGGCCGAAAGAAACCAGGCACCCUACAAAGCUCAUGGCAGGGAGGCGCAUAAUGAACAGACUGAUAGUAAAAACAGGUUCCAGGAAAAGGCGGUGGCCUCAUUUUGCACAAAUAUUUGUGGCAAAGAGUUCGGAGGAAGAUCAUGUGCAAAAAUUGUACCAGUAAAGGUUUAUCCCGGGUCAGAAAAGGAAAAAGCAAGAAAAAUGUAUGCGAUUUUGGACGAUCAAAGUAAUAGAACACUUGCCAGACCUACCUUUUUUGAUGCUAUGGAAGUCUCUUCAGAACAAGCUGAGCCAUAUACCUUAGUAUCCUGUGCUGGAACAUACCAAACAGAAGGAAGAUAUGUGAAGGGAUUGACUGUUUCAGCCAUAGACGACAGUGUGGUGUUUCCAUUGCCUGACAUAUUAGAGUGCGACGAGAUUCCGAAUACCCGUUCUGAGAUCCCUUCGCCUGAGAUCUCAAGGUAUCACCGCCAUCUGAAAGAUGUAGCCAUUCCAGAUCUAGAUCCAGAAGCAGACAUACUUCUUCUGAUCGGCCGCGAUUUGCCAGAGGCACAUCACAUCCAUGACCAAAGAAUAGGUCCGAGAAGUUCCCCCUUCGCCCAGAAGCUAAGCUUAGGAUGGGUCAUCGUUGGCGAUGUGUGCGUGGGAAAAUCGCAUAAACCAGACAUAGUGAACGUAAUGAAAACGCGUGUACUCGAAGAUGGUCGUCCGACCAUAUUUCCCCAGUGUAAUUACAAGUUCGAAGUCAAAGAUCAUGACAGAAUCCCAAUAGAUGUUGACGCUAAUGUGUUUGCAACAACGAAGUACGACAACAAGCCAGGCCUGUCCACAGACGAUAAAGAAUUCCUGAAGAUCAUGGAUUCCGAAUUCAAGAAGAAUGAAGAUGGUCAUUGGUCUGCCCCGUUGCCAUUCAGAGAGCCACGCCCGAGACUGCCAAACAACAAGCCACAAGCGCUGAAGAGGGCUUUAGCUUUAGACAGCAACUUGAAGAGAGAUCCUAAAAAGAGACAACACUUUCAAGAGUUCAUGGAUCAAUUGUUUCAGAAUGGCCAUGCAGAGGUAGCUCGACCACUGGAAGAAAGUGAAGAAAGAUGGUACUUACCGGUAUUUGGGGUAUAUCACCCAAAGAAAAAGGAUCAGAUCCGAGCCGUGUUCGAUUCAUCAGCAAAGUUCGAAGGCUUGUCGUUAAACAAUGUACUUCUUAGCGGUCCAGACCUCGCAAACAGUCUAAUUGGUGUUCUGAUGCGGUUCAGAGAGAAGGCAGUAGCGAUCACAGGAGACAUCCAACAAAUGUUUUACCAAUUCCAUGUGCAUGAGAGCAACAGAAACUUCCUCAGAUUUCUGUGGUACAAAGAUAAUGACAUUGACAAAGAGCUGAUAGAGUACAGAAUGUGUGUCCACGUAUUUGGCAAUUCUCCAUCUCCUGCUGCUGCUACAUACGGCCUCAGAAAAAUUGCCCAGAUGACAGAGCAAUCUCAUGGCAGAGAUGUCAAAGAUUUCAUAGACAACAAUUUCUAUGUGGAUGAUGGUUUAGCCUCCUUGCCGUCUACUGAAGAAGCAGUCAGCUUAAUGAAAAGAACACAGGAAGCUCUAUCCACAGGAGGUAAAGUUAGACUCCACAAGAUAGCAUCCAACGACAAGAGGGUACUGAAUGCUUUUCCAGAAGAAGAUCUGGAGAAAAACUUAAAAACUUUAGACCUGUCAGAAGACAACUUGCCUACACAGAGAAGUCUUGGACUUAGUUGGGACUUGGAAAAUGACUGUUUUGUUUUCCAAGUCGCUGAUCAGAAGAAACCCCUGACGAAGAGAGGUGUAUUGUCGACAGUCAACAGUCUCUACGAUCCUCUCGGAUUCUUGGCACCAGUGACGCUUGGAGGAAGGCUGUUGCUUCGCAAAGUAACUGAUGAAGUCGAUGGCUGGGAUGAACCUCUACCAGAAAACUUGAAGACCAAAUGGGAAACUUGGGUACAAUCGCUGAGUGAGCUUACAACUGUUUCAAUUCCUAGAACAUAUUUCCGACCGGAAGUGUCGGGGCAAGCAGAAAGAGAACUUCAUGUGUUUUGCGAUGCAUCGGAAAAGGCCAUAGCUGCAGUCGCAUUCUUGAAAACGACAGAUGAAGCUGGCAAGAAACAUAUCGGGUUCGUCCUCGGCAAAUCUAAGGUUGCCCCAAAGCACGGUCACACAAUUCCACGCCUAGAGCUUUGCGCAGCAGUACUGGGAGUCACAGUAGCUGAAAUAGUCUCAGAAGAAUUGGCGUUGCCUAAUCAGGAAAUAAAGUACCAUACUGACAGCAAGGUUGUGCUCGGUUAUUUGCAGAACAAGAGUCGAAGAUUUUACAUAUAUGUUGAGAACAGAGUCAGCCGAAUUCUACAGUUUUCAACAUCGGACCAAUGGCACUACAUUGCUACCGAGAAGAAUCCAGCUGAUUACGGAACCAGGUUUCAGACUCCAAACAUGCUGCCAGGGUGUCCUUGGAUCACGGGACAAAGUGUGAAAGAUAUCUGCACUAAUGACCUACCCAGUGAACAGUUUUCAUUAGUGAAUCCAGAUAGCGACAAUGAAGUGAGACCCCAAGCUCAAGUGUGCAAAACUGUCAUUGAAGGAAGUACAAUGAUUGGAACCAAACGUUUUGAGAAGUUCUCAGAUUGGCAAAAGCUAGUAAAUGCCAUUUCUCUCCUUAUGCAUGUUGGAAAAGCCUUAAAAUCUAAAACUGCAGAAAGUUCCUGCCAAGGUUGGCACCUUUGUAAAUGGUAUAAAACAGUAAAAUCUCACAAUGAAGCCAAGAAUUUUAUCAUAAAGCAGUUUCAACAUGAAGCAUACAGUAAAGAGAUACUGUGUUUGAGAGACGGGAAACCACUACCACGGGAUAGCAGCAUCUCGACAUUGUCUCCUUACUUAGACGAAGAUGGCAUCUUGAGAGUCGGUGGAAGACUGAAGAAUGCAGACCUUCCUCAGCAUGAGAAGAAACCAGUUCUUAUACCGGGACAUUGCCACCUAGCAACAUUGCUUGUGCGACAUUAUCAUCAAACGGUAUUUCAUCAAGGCCGACACUUUACGGAAGGUGCGGUGAGGGCUGCGGGAUAUUGGAUCAUUGGUGGCAAAAGACUAAUCAAUUUCACCAUUCACAAGUGUGUAAAAUGCAGAAGGUUACGCGGACAGUUGUCACACCAGAUGAUGUCAGACUUACCCGCAGAUAGAGUUACCCCAUCGCCUCCUUUCAGUUUUGUGGGCAUCGAUGUCUUCGGUCCAUGGCAUAUAGUUACUCGUCAAACCAGAGGCGGUGCUGCAACAUCCAAACGGUGGGCAGUGUUGUUCAUAUGUCAGACAACUAGAGCAAUACAUUUGGAGCUCAUCGAAGAAAUGAGUAGUUCUUGCUUUAUCAAUGCUUUGAGAAGAUUUUCCGCAAUUAGAGGCAAGGUAAAGGAGUUCAGGUCCGAUCGCGGAACCAACUUUGUGGGCUCGACAGAUGAACUUAAAAUCGACGCCAUCUGUGUCGAAAAUGAUCCAGUGCAUCAGCAUUUGUACAACUCUGGGACUGUAUGGAGAUUCAAUACCCCACAUUCGUCACACAUGGGGGGCUCGUGGGAACGUUUGAUUGGAGUGACAAGGCGUGUAUUAGAUUCCGUUCUGAUGGACAAUAAAGGCAGGAAUCUUUCCCAUGAAAUACUCUCGACAUUUAUGGCUGAAGUCAUGGCGAUAGUCAACGCUCGUCCCCUGGUACCAGUGUCGUCAGACCCAGAUGCACCAUUUAUUCUUACUCCUGCGACACUUCUCACUCAGAAGACUGACAGUGCUGUAGAGUCAUUCAAACAUGUAGGAGUGAAAGAUGCCUACCGUGCCCAAUGGAAGCAUGUCCAGUUCCUUUCUGACAUUUUUUGGAGUCGGUGGCGAUGCGAGUAUCUACAGACGAUCCAGGAGCGACAGAAGUGGAAAUCCAGUGUAGUUAACAUUUGCAGCGGCGACGUCGUGCUACUUAGAGAUAAAACUGUUUCGCGUAAUGAAUGGCCUCUGGGCGUAGUGAUUCGUACAUUCCCAAGUGACGAUGGCUUAGUUCGUAAAACAGAAAUUCGCGUUGUGGUUGAUGGAAAACCAGUGAAUUAUAUCAGACCAGUAACUGAAAUUGUUAAGCUUCUGUGAACAUGACUGAACUUCACAGUUUGCGCUUCACACAGUUCGCUUCUCGCAGUCGGCUUUGCGCGAUUAUUAGAGAUGAACAAUUAUGAUGUUUAUUGCAGAGAUAAUUGAUAAAUAGUUUAAAUAAGAGGUUUAUAUAGUGAUAUAUCUGUACAAUUUAUCAGGCAGGGAGUGUGAUGUCACAGCUUGAGAAAUGUAACCGCAAAGUCCGUUUCUGUUAUUUACUUGUCCGCGUUUUAGUCAGUAGUUUUUGACAAGAGUUAUCUUUCGUAACCUACUGGCAUGUGCGCAGUGCAAAAUUACUUUCAACUUCUUUCCUAGGCAUCUUCGUGGCCCCAUGGUGUAAGUCUUAAAUAUAUUUCAUAGCUUAGUAAAGAAUACUGUUUAAUCUUUGUUUCUAGACAUAAAUGUGCAAUGAUGAUGCAUUAUAUCUACUUCAAAAUGUAAACUUGAAUCUCAAGCUUUGAGGCCAUGCUUGUUGUUGUGCAGAAUUCUUCAUGUAAAUUUACUUGUAGUCAAAUAUUACCGGUUGUUGUUCAGUAAUGGUCAACAUGUUGAUGUUUAAAAGUUGAAACACUAUUUAAACUGUGUCUCUCGUGAGAUGUUUAGUAAAUCUUUUAAUUCGGUGUAUUUCUUGAGAAGCUUGAUAUUCAAGGGAGAUAGUACUUGCUUAACCCUGUCCGUGGGAUUUGGUCUUGCAGAAGUUGCCUCCCUUGCAUCGUUAUUAACCAUCUAGCUUUAUUAUUUGUAUUUAAACAGAUCUUGUAAUGGGAUUUACUUGUAAUUUGAGUAAAGAUUAUUUGAUCUGUUGUUCUUAGCCCUUAAUGUGUUAGAUUAUUGUUUAGUAUGAUGUUCAUUUACAAUUAACAGUAAAUGGAUUUAAUAUUGAAUAGAAAGUAGUAGAUGAUGCUUUUGCAGUGUGCUGUGGAUUUAUGUUGUAAACAGGAUAGAUCUCAGUUUAGUGUUCAUUUAAUACUAGAAUAUGGGAUCUCAUCUGUUCACUUAUAACAUUUAGACGGUUAUUACUUAUUCUAACACAGUGGGGGCUAACGGCAGCACAUUUCCAUUUUCUUUUACCUGAGUGGUAAUUCCAGUGUUUGUAUUUUCAGCUUUUUACUAUAUGAAUAAAGACUAUCUGUGGAA
Messenger RNA from Mya arenaria, 8312 nucleotides. RefSeq lists its product as uncharacterized. The transcript is spliced from 2 exons. Gene Ontology annotation, biological process: DNA integration. Gene Ontology annotation, molecular function: nucleic acid binding. The record is from RefSeq and is a predicted model, not a curated record. NCBI's taxonomy places the organism in Eukaryota, Metazoa, Mollusca, Bivalvia, Myida, Myidae. The coding region runs from base 1038 to 7172 and encodes 2044 amino acids.